Molecule: messenger RNA, 1616 nt
Organism: Candidula unifasciata
Lineage: Eukaryota; Metazoa; Mollusca; Gastropoda; Stylommatophora; Geomitridae
Source: the annotation of a GenBank genome assembly
GUAUCGUGUCUGGUUCCAUGUUGCUGAUCAAAGACUACUUCGACCUGAGCACUAUAUGGCAAGAAGUGAUUGUCAGUGGCACCGUGGGAGCUGCCGCCGUCUUCUCGCUGUUUGCUGGAUUUAUGUGUGAUUUCUUUGGUCGCAAGAUUACUAUCAUGGUGGCGUCCGUUGUAUUUGUGAUUGGGGCAAUCAUCAUGGGAGUGGCUCAAAGCAAAGAGAUCUUGCUGGUCGGCAGAAUUGUCGUUGGCAUAGGAAUAGGAUUCGCAUCCAUGACAGUUCCAGUGUAUGUGGCUGAGGCAUCACCACCGGCCAUACGCGGUCGCCUGGUGACCUUGAACCAGCUGUUUAUAACCAUCGGAAUACUCAUCUCCAGUAUUAUCGCAGGCGGCUUCAGUAGCAUGAAGACAACUGGAUGGAGGUAUAUGCUAGGACUAGCAGGUGUGCCUGGAGUAAUCCAGUUCAUUGGCUUUAUCUUUCUACCCGAGUCUCCCCGCUGGUUGGUGAUGAAAGGAAGAGAUGAACAGGCAGAGAAAGUGCUCCAAAGGAUCAGGGGAAAGCUAGACGUCAAGAGUGAAAUCAAGGAGAUACGAGACGCCGUCGAUGAGGACAAAAAGCAGGAAGGUUUUGUGCUGGGUCGAGUUAUCAGAACCCAACACGUGAGGAGAGCUUUGUUUGUUGGCUGUGGCCUUCAGGUUUUCCAACAACUGUGUGGUAUAAACACGGUCAUCUAUUACAGUGCCACGAUUCUCAAGAUGGCUGGUUUUCCUUCAGAAGCUGCUAUUUGGCUUGUUCUGGUUCCUAACGGCAUUAACUUUCUCUCAACUUUCAUUGGAGUUGUAUUGGUGGAGAGACUGGGCAGAAAGAAGCUCAUUGUCAUCAGUUUUGUGGGUGUUGUUACAGCUCUGGUGGUUCUUGCAGUUGGCUUCCAACUGUCGGCAAACUUUUCACCUUCAGUCAACCACAACGUGACAGAAUUUAACAGCAGCCAGGCAGUCGUGGCAGACGGCUGCUUUGAGAAAAAUUAUGAUAACUGUGAGCAAUGCAUUGAAAACACCAACUGUGGUUUUUGUUUUGCUGGGAGUGGUGAUCAUGGCACCUGUCUCAGGGUUCAGGAACAUGAGGAGGACACGCUGUCCAUCUAUGGUCGCUGCAGGAAUGAGACAGAGAAGGCAGCCCUGGGCUUGACGUUUUCUCAUGGCUAUUGUCCCACAGACUACACCUGGAUGGCAGUGUUGGGCUUGGCUUUGUUUGUCUUUGCUUUUGCUCCAGGUUUAGGUCCAAUGCCAUGGACCAUCAAUUCGGAGAUCUACCCCAUGUGGGCUCGAAGUACCUGCAACUCUAUGGCCACUGGUGCUAAUUGGAUCUGUAAUUUACUGGUUUCCCUGUUCUUUCUCACGCUGACGGAGACAAUCACUAAAUAUGGGGCAUUCUGGCUGUUUGCUGCAGUGUGCUUCGUGGGAUUGCUGUUCACCAUAACCUUCCUUCCUGAAACCAAAAACAAAACAUUGGAGCAGGUGGAGGAGCUAUUCAAGGCAAAGAAUAAAAGAGGAGCAGACAAUCUAGCUUAUGAAAAAGAGAUCCCACCUCCAAACAAUAGUAGUAACACAAAGCUCUAG